GUCACUCAGACCGCUGACUGACUGGGCUCCGGGCUUCAGCCUCAAUCUGUGACCAGCGGCGGCAGAGGUGCUGGGGAGGAGAGCAUCCACUUCUGCGUUUCCUCCUGUAGCUCCUUCGUCGGGGAGAACAAAAGGCGGACAACUGGGUGAUCACAGGCGCCUGCUCGCGAAUGCAAGUCAGGCUAGCUCGAUGCUUGGCGCCUAGUUCAGCCUGCUAGCCUCUGUGGCACGGCUGCCCAUGCAUCCGAGGAGCCCCUGAGCAAGCAGCCCGGCCUGGGAGAAGCCUCGGCUCCCCAUCUCUCUCUUCCGCCGCGCUUUCAAAGACCUUUGCUUUGUUUUCUGCCGCCGCCGUCUGCAGAAGCAAAGCCGCGCGCGGCAGCCCCGCUGUCAGCGCCGUUGCGCACCCACAAAGCGGAUUUCCAGUGAGGAGCAUCAUCGGCUGGCCACGGUUACACGUCGCAGCCCGUCUACAACCUCCAGCCUGACGGGGACCCGGAGGCGAUUGAUGACUAAUAUUCUGCCAACAUAGGCUACAAUGUUGCGCACCGUGGCCAACGUGUUGGUGACCGGAUCGCUUUUCUUGGUAGUGUUGCACAGUUUGGAAGUAAUCGCUCCCGCACGAGCUUUUGACGCUUUAAAGACCUGCAGCCCAAAACAGUUUUUGUGCAUGGACGGGGUGACCUGCAUCUCCAAGGGCUGGCGCUGCGACCGUGAGAAGGACUGUCCAGAUGGCUCCGAUGAGGAACCCGACGUCUGUCCGCACAGUGCUGUGUCACGCUGCCCCCCCAACGAGUACAUGUGCGGAGGGAAGGAUCUGUGCAUUCACAUGAGCAAGCUGUGCAACGGCGUGCCAGACUGCACCGACAGCUCGGACGAGGGAGCUCACUGCAGAGAGCUCAUAGGCAACUGCUCGCUCAAGGGAUGCCAGGAAAGCUGUGCGGUGACUCUGGCCGGGCCCGCGUGCUACUGCAAAAGUGGUUAUGAGAUCAACCCCGAUGGGAAGACAUGCAAAGAUUUCGACGAGUGCAGCGUGUACGGGACCUGCAGCCAGACCUGCGCCAACACCGAGGGCUCCUACGCGUGCUCCUGCGUGGAGGGCUACCUGUCCCAGCCCGACAACCGCUCCUGCAAGGCCAAGAACGUGCCCGUGGACCGCAUGCCCGUGCUGCUGAUCGCCAACUCGCAGAACAUCCAGGCCACGUCGCUCAGCGGCACCACGGUGAGCAGCCUGCUGUCCACCAGCACCAAGCAGACCACGGCCAUGGACUUCGUCUACGCCCUGGAGACGGUGUGCUGGAUCCACGUGGGCGACACGCCCGCGUCCACGCACCUGAAGUGCGCCAAGAUCCCCAACCUGAAGGGCUUCACGGACGAGAGGGUGAUCAACUUCACGCUGGGCCUGCACCAUGUGGAGCAGCUGGCCAUCGACUGGCUCACCGGAAACUUCUACUUCGUGGACGACGUGGACGACAGGAUCUUCGUGUGCGACAAGGACGGAGAGACAUGUGUCACCCUGCUGGACCAGGAGCUGUACAACCCCAAGGGCAUCGCCCUGGACCCCACCAUGGGGAAGGUGUUCUUCACCGACUACGGAACGUUUCCCAAGGUGGAGCGCUGCGACAUGGACGGGCAGAACCGAACGAAGCUGGUGGACAAUAAGAUCGUGUUCCCCCACGGCAUCACGCUGGACCUGGUCAGCAGGCUGGUGUACUGGGCCGACGCCUACCUGGACUACAUAGAGGUGGUGGACUACGAGGGCAAGAACCGGCACACCAUCAUUCAAGGCCUGCUGAUCGAGCACCUGUACGGACUGACCGUGUUCGAAAACUAUCUGUAUGCCACCAACUCAGAGAACACCAACAUGCAGCCUAAGACCAGCGUGAUCCGCGUGAACCGCUUCAACAGCACCGACUACCAAGUGGUGACCCGAGUGGACAAAGGAGGAGCGCUGCACGUGUACCACCAGAGACGCCAGCCUCCAGUGCGCAGUCACGCGUGCGAGGUGGACCAGCUCGGGAAGCCGGGAGGCUGCUCCGACAUCUGUCUGCUGGGGAACGGCCACAAGACCCGGACGUGCCGCUGCCGCUCCGGCUUCAGCCUGGGCAGCGACGGCAAGACCUGCAAGAGGCCCGAGCAUGAGCUCUUCCUGGUCUACGGUAAAGGUCGUCCAGGGGUCAUCAGGGGCAUGGACAUAAAUGCCAAAGUGCCGGACGAGUACAUGAUCCCCAUCGAGAACCUGUUGAACCCCAGAGCGCUGGACUUUCACGCCGAGAGCGAGUUCAUCUACUUCGCCGACGCCAGCCACUACAUCAUCGGGCGGCAGAAGAUCGACGGGACCGAGAGGGACAUCAUUCUGAAGGAAGGCAUCCACACGGUGGAGGGCAUGGCCGUGGACUGGAUGGCCAACAACUUGUACUGGACGGACGACGGGCCCAAGAAAACCAUCAGCGUGGCGCGUCUGGAAAAGGCUUCACAGACCCGCAAAAUACUGAUCGAGGGGAAAAUGACUCACCCCCGCGCCAUCGUAGUGGACCCUCUGAACGGGUGGAUGUACUGGACGGUCUGGGAGGAGGACCACAAGGACAGCAAGCGGGGCAAGAUCGAGCGCGCGUGGAUGGACGGCUCCAACAGGAGCGUGUUCCUCACCGGCAAACUCGUGCUGUGGCCCAACGGCCUGAGUCUGGACAUCCCGCAGGGCAUCCUCUACUGGGUGGACGCCUUCUACGACCGCAUCGAGAUGGUCUACCUGAACACCUCCGAGCGCAAGACCAUGUUUGAGGGCGAGGAGCUGAGCCACGCCUUCGGCCUGUGCCACUACAAGCACUUCCUGUUCUGGAACGAGUACCGCAGCGGCAGCAUUUACAAGCUGGACACCACCACCGGCGCCGCCACGUUGCUGCGCGUCGAGCGCCCGCCCAUAUUCGAGAUCCGGAUGUACGACGCUCAGCAGCAGCAAGCCACAGGCCCUAAUGCGUGUCGCGCCAACAACGGCGGCUGCAGCAGCCUGUGCUUGGCCAUACCCGGGGGCAGACACUGCGCCUGUGCCGACGACCAAAUACUGGACCCGGCCGACAAUACCAGCUGCAAAGCCAACCCGUCCUACGUGCCCCCUCCUCAGUGCCAGCCCGGAGAGUUCGCCUGCAAGAACAACCGCUGCAUCCAGGAGCGCUGGAAAUGCGACGGAGACAACGACUGCCUGGACAACAGCGACGAGGCUCCAGAGCUGUGUCACCAGCACACCUGCCCCACAGACAGGUUUAAGUGCAGGAACAACCGCUGCAUCCCUCUGCGCUGGCUGUGCGACGGCGACAACGACUGCGGGAACGACGAGGACGAGUCCAACACCACCUGCUCAGCCCGUACCUGUCCUCCCCACCAGUACUCGUGUGCCAGCGGCCGCUGCAUCCCUCUGUCCUGGGUGUGCGACCUGGACGAUGACUGUGGCGAUCGCUCUGACGAACCCGUGGCCUGCGCUUACCCCACGUGCUUCCCCCUCACCCAGUUCACCUGCAACAACGGCCGGUGCAUCAACAUUAACUGGCGCUGUGAUAAUGACAACGACUGCGGCGACAACAGCGACGAGGCGGGCUGCAGCCACUCCUGCUCCAGCGCCCAGUUCAAGUGCAACAGUGGCCGCUGCAUCCCAGAUUACUGGACGUGUGACGGGGACAACGACUGUGGGGACUACAGCGACGAGACCCACGCCAACUGCACCAAUCAGGCCACGCGUCCUCCCGGCGGCUGUCACACGGACGAGUUCCAGUGCCGGAUGGACAGCCUGUGCAUCCCCCUGCGCUGGCGCUGCGACGGCGACACCGACUGCAUGGACCUGAGCGACGAGAAGAACUGCGAGGGCGUCACGCACAUGUGCGAUCCGGCGGUGAAGUUCGGCUGCAGGGACUCCGCGCGGUGCAUCAGCAAAGCCUGGGUGUGCGACGGCGACAGCGACUGCGAGGACAACUCCGACGAGGACAAUUGCGAGGCGCUGGUGUGUAAGCUCUCGCACCAUGUGUGCGCCAACGACUCCACCAUCUGUCUGCCCUCAGAGAAACUUUGCGAUGGCAAAGACGACUGUCCAGACGGCUCCGACGAGAAACUCUGCGAUCUGUGCUCCCUGGACAAUGGCGACUGCAGCCACAACUGCACCGUGGCUCCAGGUGAGGGCGUGAUCUGCUCCUGCCCGCUGGGCAUGGAGCUGGGCGCCGACAACAAGACCUGUCAGAUCCAGAGCUUCUGUGCCAAGCACCUCAAGUGCAGCCAGCGCUGCGAGCAGGACAAGUUCAGCGUGAAGUGCUCCUGCUACGAGGGCUGGGAGCUGGAGCCGGACAUGGAGAACUGCAAGAGCACGGAUCGUUUCAAGCCCUUCAUCAUUUUCUCCAAUCGCCACGAGAUCCGACGCAUCGAUCUGAAUAAGGGGGAGUUCAGUGUGUUGGUGCCAGGUUUGAGGAACACCAUUGCCCUCGAUUUCCAUCUCAGUGAGAGUGCCCUCUAUUGGACCGACGUGGUGGAGGACAAGAUCUAUCGUGGGAAACUGUCAGACAACGGAGGUGCUUUAACCAGUUUCGACGUAGUAAUCCAGUAUGGGCUGGCUACCCCUGAGGGUCUGGCUGUAGACUGGAUAGCAGGAAACAUCUACUGGGUGGAAAGCAACCUGGAUCAGAUAGAGGUGGCCAAGCUGGACGGCACCAUGAGGACCACGCUGCUGGCUGGGGAGGUGGAGCACCCCCGAGCUAUUGCCCUGGACCCCCGAGACGGGAUCCUCUUCUGGACAGACUGGGAUGCUAGCUUGCCAAGGAUUGAGGCUGCAUCCAUGAGUGGACAAGGCAGGAAGACCAUCCAUAAGGAAACUGGCAGCGGAGGCUGGCCGAAUGGGCUCACCGUGGACUACCUGGAGCGCCGCAUCCUGUGGAUCGAUGCCAGGUCCGAUGCCAUUUAUUCGGCCAAGUAUGACGGUUCGGGGCUAAUCGAGGUCCUGAGGGGGCACGAGUACCUGUCCCAUCCGUUUGCCGUCACUAUGUACGGUGGGGAGGUCUACUGGACCGACUGGAGGACCAACACGCUGGCCAAGGCAAACAAAUGGACCGGGAGCAACGUCACUGUCGUCCAGAGAACCAACACGCAGCCUUUCGACCUGCAGGUCUACCAUCCAUCCAGACAGCCCCAAGCUCCGAACCCGUGUGCGGCCAAGGACGGGAGGGAGCCCUGCUCGCACCUCUGUCUUAUCAACUACAAUCAGACCUUCUCCUGCGCCUGUCCCCACCUCAUGAAGCUGGGCUCAGACAAACGCACCUGCUUCGAGUCUCGUCAGUUCCUGCUCUACGCCCGUCAGAUCGAGAUCAGGGGCGUGGACAUCGACAACCCCUACUAUAACUACAUCAUCUCCUUCACCGUGCCGGACAUCGACAACGUGACUGCGGUGGACUAUGACGCUCUGGAGCACCGCAUAUACUGGUCAGACGUCCGCACCCAGACCAUCAAGAGGGCUUUCAUCAACGGCACUGGAAUUGAGACGGUGGUCUCUGCUGAUUUACCCAACGCCCACGGCCUGGCAGUGGACUGGGUGUCCAGAAAUCUGUUUUGGACCAGCUAUGAUAACAAUAAGAAACAGAUUAAUGUUGCCAGACUGGACGGCGCCUUCAAAAACGCUGUCAUUCAGGGCCUGGAUAAACCGCACUGUCUAGUGCUGCAUCCCAUCCUGGGGAAGCUCUACUGGACAGAUGGGGACAACAUCAGCAUGGCCAACACAGACGGCAGCAACAUUAGCGUCCUCUUCACCAACCAGAAAGGUCCAGUCGGCCUCUCCAUCGACUUUGACACUGAGCAGCUUUAUUGGAUCAGCUCAGGAAACAGCACCAUCAAUCGCUGCAAACUCGACGGGUCUGGACUGGAGGUGCUUGAGGGGGUCAGGGGCAAACUGACAAAGGCCACUGCUCUGGCUAUCAUGGGGGACAAGUUGUGGUGGGCAGACCAAGGCACCGACCAGAUAGGAACUUGUGACAAGAAGGACGGCGGCAGUUGGAAAGUCCUCAGGAACAGCACUUCCCCCAUGAUGCACAUGAAGAUCUACAACGAAACUGUGCAGAAAGGCACAAAUCUCUGCAGCAAUAACAACGGAGACUGUUCCCAGCUGUGUCUCCCCACCUCCCCGAGCACCAGGGCCUGCAUGUGCACAGCAGGAUACAGCCUGCGCACAGGCCAGCAGUCCUGUGAGGGUGUCGGCUCCUUCCUGCUGUACUCUGUACACGAGGGCAUACGUGGUAUUCCUCUGGACCCAUCAGACAAGUCUGAUGCCCUGGUUCCAGUGUCUGGCACAUCAUUAGCCGUGGGCAUUGACUUCCAUGCUGACAAUGACACUAUCUACUGGGUCGACAUGGGCCUGAGCACUAUUAGCAGGGCCAAGAGAGACCAGACCUGGAGAGAGGAUGUGGUCACGAAUGGCAUCGGCAGAGUGGAAGGAAUCGCUGUUGACUGGAUAGCAGGUAACAUCUACUGGACAGACCAGGGCUUUGACGUGAUCGAGGUGGCCAGACUGAACGGCUCCUUCCGCUACGUGGUGAUCUCCCAGGGCCUGGACAAGCCUCGCGCCAUCACCGUCCACCCUGAGAAAGGCUACCUCUUCUGGACAGAGUGGGGCCAGUACCCUCGCAUUGAACGGUCUCGUCUGGACGGCUCUCAGAGGGCUGUGCUGGUCAAUGUCAGCAUUAGCUGGCCCAACGGCAUCUCCAUCGACUAUGAGGAGGGGUUGCUGUACUGGUGUGAUGCCAGGACGGACAAAAUAGAGCGCAUCAACCUGGAGACCGGCGAGAACAGGGAGGUGGUGCUGGCCAACAACAACAUGGACAUGUUCUCUGUCUCUGUGUUUGAGAACUACAUCUACUGGAGCGACAGGACGCACGCUAACGGCUCCAUAAAGAGAGGCAGCAAGGACAACGCUACAGAGUCAGUGUCGCUAAGGACUGGUAUCGGGGUGCAACUCAAGGACAUCAAGGUUUUCAACAGGGCCAGACAACAAGGAACGAACGUGUGCAAAGUCAAAAACGGCGGCUGCCAGCAGCUGUGUCUGUACCGCGGCAGCGAGCAGCGCACGUGCGCCUGCGCCCACGGCAUGCUGGCCGAGGACGGCCGCGGCUGCCGCGACUACGACGGCUACCUGCUCUACUCGGAGCGCACCAUCCUGAAGAGCGUGCACCUGUCGGACGAGAACAACCUCAACGCGCCCAUACAGCCGUUCGAGGACCCGUUGCGCAUGAAGAACGUCAUAGCGCUCACGUUCGACUACAGGGGAGGCGGCGGGAAGGGGGCCAACCGCAUCUUCUUCAGCGACAUCCACUUCGGCAACAUCCAGCAGAUCAGCGACGACGGCUCCAACCACAAGCUUGUGGUGGACAAUGUGGGCUCGGUGGAGGGCUUGGCCUACCACAGGGGCUGGGAUAUGCUGUACUGGACCAGCUACACCACCUCCACCAUCACCCGACACACCGUGGACCAGAGCCGCUGGGGCGCCGUCGACCGGCACACGGUGGUCACCAUGGCGGGAGACGACCACCCCCGAGCCUUCGUCCUCGACGAGUGCCAGAGCCUCAUGUUCUGGACCAACUGGAACGAGCACUCUCCCAGUAUCAUGCGCGCCACGCUGACCGGCUCCAACGUCCUCGUGAUCAUCGGCACCGACAUCCGAACCCCCAACGGCCUGGCCAUAGACCACCACGCUGAGAAGCUCUACUUCUCCGACGCCACGCUGGACAAGAUCGAGCGCUGCGAGUACGACGGCAGCCGGCGCUACGUGUUGCUGAAGAAUGAGCCGGUCCACCCCUUCGGCCUGGCCGUCUACGGCAAUUACAUCUUUUGGACCGACUGGGUGAGGAGGGCCGUGCUUCGCACUGACAAGUUCACGGGAGGAGACAUGAAGGUGCUGCGCGCUGACAUCCCUCAGCAGCCAAUGGGCAUCGUCGCUGUGGCCAAUGACACCAAUAGCUGUGAGUUCUCUCCGUGCCGAGUGAACAAUGGGGGCUGUCAGGACCUGUGUCUGCUGACCUCUGACGGGAGGGUCAACUGCAGUUGCCGUGGCGAUAGGAAGCUUUUGGAGGACAGCACCUGCGUAGCUCUUAACACUACAUGCAGCAGCAUCGAUGAGUUCGAAUGUGGAAAUGGAGACUGCGUGAAAUACACCCUGACUUGUGAUGGCACAGCCCACUGCAAGGACAAGUCUGACGAGAAACAGUCCUACUGUUCCAACCGCGUGUGCAAGAAGGGUUACCGGCGUUGCGUGAACGGCCGCUGCGUGAGCCUCGGCUCCUGGUGCAACGGGCGGGACGACUGCGGAGACAAUUCCGACGAACUCUUCUGCAACGCCACACUGUGCUCGGCCGAUCAGUUCCAGUGCAGAGACGGAGGCUGCAUCUCCAACUCCAGCAAAUGCAACCAGAAGGUGGACUGCGAGGACGCCAGCGACGAGAUCGGCUGCUCUGCCACCGACUGUUCCAGCUACUUCCAUCUGGGAGUGAAGGGAGUGACAUUUCAAAAGUGCGAGUUCACCACGCUCUGCUACGCCCCUUCAUGGCAGUGCGAUGGAGCUAAUGACUGUGGAGACUUCUCUGAUGAAAAGAACUGCCCAGGGAGCGGGCGGGCGAAGUGUCCCACCCCCUUCUUCGCGUGUCCCAGCGGACGCUGCAUCCCCAUGAGCUGGACCUGCGACAAGGAGAACGACUGUGAGAACGGCGCCGACGAGGCUCACUGUGAUAAGUUCUGCUCGGCCUCCCAGUUCGAGUGCGGGAACCACCGCUGCAUUCCCAAGCGCUGGGUGUGCGACGGCGCCGACGACUGCGGCGACAGCAGCGACGAGGACAACAACUGCAAGACGCGAACCUGCAGCCCUGACGCGUUCCAGUGUCCCGGGUCCCACAUGUGCGUCCCCCAGCGCUGGAAGUGUGACGGGGACAAAGACUGUCCUGACGGAGCGGACGAGAGCGUCAAAGCUGGAUGCGUGUUCAACAACACGUGCAGCAGCAAUGAGUUCAUGUGCCAGAACCGACAGUGCAUCCCCAAACACUUCAUGUGCGACCACGACAAGGACUGCAGCGACGGCUCGGACGAGUCCCCGGAGUGUGAGUACCCCACGUGCGGACCCAACGACUUCCGCUGUGCCAACGGCCGCUGCCUCAUUCAGAGUUCAUGGGAGUGCGAUGGGGAUUUUGACUGUCACGACCAAUCGGACGAGGCGCCCAAGAACCCGCGCUGCACUGGGCUCGAGAAGCGAUGUAACGACACCGCGUACGCCUGCAAAAAUGGAAACUGUGUCAGCGAGACGCUGCUCUGCGACCACAAAGACGACUGCGGCGACGGCUCCGACGAGCUCGACUGCUACGUCAACGAGUGCCUGAACAGCAAACUGAGCGGCUGCUCCCAGCUCUGCCAGGACCUGAAGAUAGGCUUCAAGUGCCGCUGCCACCCGGGCUUCCGCCUGAAGGACGACGGCAAGACGUGCGUGGACGUGGACGAGUGCACGACCACCUACCCGUGCACGCAGCGCUGCAUCAACACGCACGGCAGCUUCCACUGCCUGUGUGUGGACGGCUUCCUGAUGAGCCCCGAAAACCCCACUAUAUGCAAAUCCACCUCCGAUGAGGAGCCCUUCCUGAUCUUUGCGAACCGUUACUACCUUAGGAAGCUCAACUUGGACGGCACCAACUACACGCUGCUCAAACAGGGCUUGAACAACGCGGUGGCUCUGGACUUUGACUACCGGCAGCAGAUGAUUUAUUGGACCGACGUGACCACGCAGGGCAGCAUGAUACGACGCAUGCACAUCAACGGCAGCGACGUCCAGGUGCUUCAUCGCACGUCACUCAGCAAUCCAGACGGCUUGGCAGUGGACUGGGUCGGAGGAAACCUGUACUGGUGCGAUAAGGGCCGGGACACCAUCGAGGUGUCCAAGCUGAAUGGAGCCUACCGGACGGUCCUGGUCAACAGUGGCCUGAGGGAGCCGCGGGCCGUGGCUGUGGACGUGCGCUACGGGUACCUGUACUGGUCAGACUGGGGAGACAGCCCCCACAUAGGGAGGAUUGGGAUGGACGGCACCAACCGCAGCGUGAUCGUGGAGGAUAAGAUCACGUGGCCCAACGGUCUGACGCUGGACUUUGUCAACGACCGCAUCUACUGGGCCGACGCUCGAGAGGACUACAUUGCGUUCGCCAGCCUGGAUGGUUCCAGCAGACACACGGUUCUUGCUCAGGACAUCCCCCACAUCUUUGCUAUGACCCUGUUUGAGGAGUACAUCUACUGGACAGACUGGGAAACCAAGUCCAUCAACAGGGCUCAUAAGACCUUGGGAAUCAACAAGACAAUGCUGAUCAGCACCUUGCACAGACCCAUGGACGUCCACAUUUACCACCCGUACCGACAGCCUGAAGUGGCCGACCACCCGUGCCAGGUGGACAACGGAGGCUGCAGUAACCUGUGUCUUCUGUCGCCUGGAGGAGGCUACAAGUGCGCUUGUCCCACUAACUUUUACCUAGCAGCGGACGGCAAACAGUGCUUGUCCAACUGCACUGCCAGUCAGUUUGUCUGCAAAAAUGACAAAUGCAUUCCGUUCUGGUGGAAGUGUGACACUGAGGAUGACUGUGGGGACCGCUCAGACGAGCCAGCAGAGUGCCCCGAGUUUAAAUGCAGACCGGGCCAGUUCCAGUGCGGCACCGGCAUCUGCACCAACCCAGCGUACAUCUGCGACGGAGACAACGACUGCCAGGACAACUCCGACGAGGCCAACUGCGACAUCCACGUGUGUCUGCCCAGCCAGUUCAAAUGCUCUCACCCCAGUCGCUGCAUCCCCGGCAUCUUCCGCUGCAACGGACAGGACAACUGUGGAGAGGGGGAGGAUGAGAAAGACUGUCCGGAAGUGACGUGCGCCCCCAACCAGUUCCAGUGCGCCAUCACCAAGCGCUGCAUCCCACGGGUCUGGGUGUGUGACCGGGACAACGACUGCGUGGAUGGAUCCGAUGAGCCUGCCAACUGCACUCAGAUGAUGUGCGGCGUGGACGAGUUCCGCUGCAAGGACUCGGGCCGCUGCAUCCCGGCCCGGUGGAAGUGCGACGGGGAGGACGACUGCGGCGACGCCUCCGAUGAGCCCAAGGAGGAGUGCGACGAGCGGACGUGCGAGCCGUACCAGUUCCGCUGUAAGAACAACCGCUGCGUGCCCGGCCGCUGGCAGUGCGACUACGACAACGACUGCGGGGACAACUCGGACGAAGACAAGUGCGUGCCUCGUAAGUGUUCGGAGAGCGAGUUCCCCUGCAGUAACGGCCGCUGCAUCGCCGGGCGCUGGAAGUGCGAUGGAGACCACGACUGUGCCGACGGCUCAGACGAGAACGGCUGCGAUGUGAAGUGCGACAGCGAUCAAUUCCAGUGCAAAAACGGCCACUGCAUCCCCAUCCGCUGGCGCUGCGACGCCGACGCCGACUGCAUGGACAGCAGCGAUGAGGAGAAAUGCGACAGCGGCGUGGGACGACACUGCCCCCAGGACGAGUUCCAGUGCAACAACACCCUGUGCAAACCGCUGGGCUGGAGGUGUGACGGUGAGGACGACUGUGGAGACAACUCUGACGAGAAGCCGGAAAUGUGUGUCAACUUCCAGUGUCCGCCCACGAGACAGUUCCGCUGCCACAACGACCGCGUGUGUCUGCCCGUGUCGAAGCGCUGCGACGGCGUCAACAACUGUGGCGACGACAGCGACGAACUCAACUGCCAGGUGACUCCGCCCACUCCAGUGUGUCAGAAGGAGGAGUUCCAGUGCUCCACCGGCCGCUGCAUCAGCUCCGCGCUGGUCUGCAACUACUUCAACGACUGCGAGGACUAUGGCUCCGAUGAGGUCAACUGCAAUAAGAAAGACGCGGGGCUGAACGACUGUCACAGUAACAGGACGGUGUGCGGGGACGGGGACGAGGCUCACUGCGUGGUGAACGGCACCGACUCCUUCUGCUCCUGCAAACCCGGCUUCCAGCCCAGAGGGCACAACCGAUGCGAAGACAAGAACGAGUGCCAGCAGUUCGGCGUUUGCUCCCACAUCUGCAACAACACCAAGGGUUCCUAUAAGUGCAGCUGCCACAAGUACUUCACCAAAAUCAACGAUAUCUGCAAGGCUGAUGAUCAAAGGCUAGUGGUCUACAUCGCGGACGACAACGAGAUCCGCAGCUUGGACUUUUCGAUGCCGAACCUGCGCUAUGAGCAGAUCUUCCUGGGCGAUGCCAACGUGCGCAUCGACGCCAUGGACCUGCAUGUCAAGGAGAACCGCAUUUACUGGACCAACUGGCACACGGGGCGCAUCUCCUCCUACGAUUUGCCCUCGUCCUCCUCGUCCCCCAACAGCAACCGGAAUCGACGCCAGAGCGACUCCCGGGUCAGCAGCCUGGAGAUCCCGGACCUGAAAAUGCCGCGUGGCAUCGCUGUGGACUGGGUCGCGGGGAACUUGUACUGGACGGACUCUGGUAGAGACGUUAUUGAGGUGGCCCAGAUAAGCAGAGCACGCCAUCGCAAGACCCUCAUCUCCGGCAUGAUCGAUGAGCCCUACGCCAUCGUGGUCGACCCCCAGAGAGGGAAAAUGUACUGGGCGGACUGGGGGAACCACCCCAAGAUCGAAACGGCUGCUAUGGAUGGAACAAUGAGAGAGACGCUGGUGGAAGAAAACAUCCAGUGGCCAACUGGGCUGGCGGUGGACUACUUCAACGAGCGUCUGUACUGGGCCGACGCCAAGCUGUCCUUGAUCUGCAGCGUGAGGCUGAACGGCAGCGACGCAGUCGUGGCUGUGGACAGCAUUAAAAACAAGCUGCAUCAGCCCUUCGGCAUCGACGUGUUCGAGGACUACGUCUACGGCGUGACCUACACCAACAACUUCGUCUUCCGGGUCAAUAAAUUCGGCAGAGGUCCCAUCGAGAACCUGACGACCGGCAUGAACCACGCCACGGACAUAGUUCUGUACCACCGCUACAAGCAGCCGGAGAUGGCCAACCCCUGCGACAGGAAGAAGUGUGAAUGGCUGUGCUUGCUCAGCCCCAGCGGGCCGGUCUGCACCUGUCCCAACGGACGCACGCUGGACAACGGCACGUGCGUGGAGGUGCCGGCGCCCACCUCGUCCCCCAUCGCUCCUCCCAGCGGCCCGUGCACGGUGCAGUGUCUGAACGGCGGCAGCUGUUUCCUCAACGCACACAAGCAGCCCAAGUGCCGGUGCCAGCCCAAUUACGGAGGCGACUGGUGUGAGGUGGAUCAGUGCCGGGACUACUGCAAGAACGGAGGCACGUGCACGCCUUCCCCCACAGGCGCCCCCGCCUGCAGAUGCCUGCCGGGCUUCACGGGGCCCAACUGUAACCUGCACACGUGCAGCAAUUACUGCAGGAACGGGGGCAACUGCACAGUGAGCGCCGGCAACCAGCCGACCUGCCGCUGCCCGGCCCAGUUCCCGGGAGACCAGUGCCAGUACAGAAGCUGCGAAGGCCACUGCCAGAACGGAGGCACGUGUCUACAGAGCGAGAGCGGCGCCCAGACGUGCCGCUGUCUGCCCCAGUUCACUGGCGCCACCUGCGAAAUCGACAAGUGCCACUAUUGCCGCGACGGCGAGUGCAUCCGCAGCAACAGCUUCUCCUCCCCAGAGGACUUCACCUGCCGGUGCACAAACGGCAGGAUCCAGCCCAGCUGUUACACCUGCGACACCAACGAGUACUGUGCAAACGGCCAGUGCUCCAUCAACUCCACAAGCCGCCUGCCGGAGUGCAGGUGUUCUCCCGGGUGGGUGGGCCAUCGCUGUGAGUCUGUGGCGAGCGGUGACGGCUCCUCGGGUCCGGGCGGCCGCACGGCGUCGAUCGUGGUCCCGGUGCUGCUCCUGCUGCUGCUGCUGUCGCUGGCCGCGGGGGGCGUGGUCUGGUACCGGAGGAGGAUGAGAGGGUCUAGCCGGCCCGGCAAAACCGGCUCCAGGCGCUUGCGGGCCAAGGGCUUCCAGCACCAAAGAAUGACCAACGGGGCCAUGAAUGUGGAGAUCGGAAACCCGGCCUACAAGAUCUACGAGGGCGAGCCCGACGACGACGCCGGCGAGCUGAUCGACGCCGACUUCGCGCUGGACCCCGACAAGCCCACCAACUUCACGAACCCGGUGUAUGCCACCCUGUACAUGGGCGCGCACAACAGCCGCAACUCCCUGGCCAGCACGGACGAGAAGAAGGAGCUGCUGUCGCGCGGGGACGAGGAGCCUCUCAUGGACCCGCUGGCGUAGACCGGCCGCCGGCCGCCAUCGCUCCGCUCCAAACACACCCCUUCUUGCCUUUCAAAGAAAAACGAAACUGAAAAAAGUGUUGAUGGAAAGAAAAAAAAAGUGUGAGAGGAAAUUGAUAAAAAAAAAGUGUGAACACUGUAUAAAAUGUACAAAAAUGAAGGA
Molecule: messenger RNA, 14416 nt
Organism: Betta splendens (Siamese fighting fish)
Lineage: Eukaryota; Metazoa; Chordata; Actinopteri; Anabantiformes; Osphronemidae
Product: low-density lipoprotein receptor-related protein 1-like
Exons: 90
Coding region: 536-14254 (4572 amino acids)
Molecular function (GO): calcium ion binding; protein binding
Source: RefSeq, a predicted model, not a curated record